AUGUGCGGGAUGGUCGGAACGAAAAGGUUCAAGUUCGACGUGUUCUCCAACGACGUGACGCUGGCCAACGAGAUGGAGUCGACGGGAAUCGCCGGCCGAGUUCACGUCUCUGAGGCCACCGCCAAGCACCUCCACAAUCAUUACAUCAUCGAGGAAGGCCCUGAUUAUGAUGGUCAAUAUUCAUUUUUUGGUCCCUUUAAUGUUCAAAAUUUCCCUCGAAAAUGGUAUAAGGGGAAUUUUUGAGGGCGGGAAUUUUCGGGAACUCGGACAGAACAACUCUUCGAUUUUCUUCUUUGCUUCUUCAAUAUUUUGAAUAUGAUGGUCAGCUAAAAACUGAAAAAAAGUCUUGUUCUAGAAGGAGGUGAAUUUUUCUAUCAUUCCAACAUAAUCACUAAGUUCUCAUGUUUUCCUCCAGUUUUUCAAGAUGAAAAAAGCGGAAAUUUUCCGAUUAACGUCAUAGAAACUCUGAAAGUGUCAAAAGCACCUGCACUGACAUUCACGCCUGAAAUUCCAGUUUUCAAUGAAGAAAAGGUCUUUUUCGGGACUUUGAGGAAUAAAAAUUCUUAGACAGGUUAUUAUCAAAAAAAAAAUUAGUUCUAAAGAUUUUUUGAGAAACGAUUAAAAACUUUUUGGAAGGAACUUAAGUUCUAAAAAGUUACGAAGUUUUUGGUCGCAUUUAGAAUUGCUCACUGCAAGUUUUUGUAUUUUACUGACGCCAGCUCAUUUUUCCGAAGUCGUUUUUGGUCGGUUGCACCUCGUAGGCACCCUUUUUUCGCUUCAAGCCAUUCCUCAUGCGACCAAUUUUCAAUUUUUAACCUUCUGAAAAAGUUUUAGUGAUGAAACUAUAAAUUUUCACUUUUCAUAGGUGCAGGAAAUCUUUUUUGAGCGUUUAGCCAUUCCCAAUGCGACCAUGUUUCAAAUUUUUACUUUCUGGAAAAGUUUUUAAAGAGGAAAUUUCUGAAAUUUCGAUUCUUAUCGGUUUGAAAAAUACUUUUUUCAACUGAAUCUCUCCAAAAUGAACUAGGAAAUCUUUUUUUAGGUUUAGCCAUUCCCAAUGCGACCAUUUUGAGUUUUUUUAAGCUCUGUAAAACAUUUUGAAUAAAAAAAUUGAAUUUUCGGUUUUUUUAUAGGUUUUGGAAAAAGUACAUUUUUUUCGACUCAAUUUCUCUAAAAUGAACUAGAAAAUCUUUCUCAUGAUUUUAGCCAUUCCCAUUGCGACCAUUUUUCAAAUUUUUACUUUCUGGAAAAGUUUUUAAAGAGGAAAUUUCUGAAAUUUCGAUUCUUAUCGGUUUGAAAAGCACUUUCUCAAUGUCCAAAAUGAACUAGGAAAUAUUUUACAGGAGUUUAGCCAUUCCCAAUGCGACCUUUUUUUGCUCUGUAAAAUGUUUAAAAUUAAAAAAAUUGAAUUUUUGUCGAUUUUUAUCGGUUUUAGAAAAGGACAUUUUCGACUCAAUUUCUCCAAAAUGAACUGAGAAAAAAAAGGAAUGUGCAAAUAUUUGGCCUCCAUUUUCAUAUCCACUUCAAUAGGCCCAUAAUUAGGGGCUUGGAAAUGCGUGCCGGAGAGCUCUCGAAACGUCUUUUACCAUCAAUUUUCGCUCAUUUUGACCGAAAUAGAAGGGCAAGAAGCAAUGGGAUUCAGUUGGGGAAAGAAGAAGAAAAAGAAGAGGAAAAAGAAGAAAAAAAGUCACGACCAAAUGUAAUUUAGGCCCACUGCGGAUGCAAGUACAAGGGACGGAGAAACGCGUGAAACCAGCCAGUUUGUUUUUCAUUUUUUUGAGGGGUCAGAAAGAAAUAUGUAGAAAAAUUGACAAGAAAAUUGAGAGUUUUGAGCGAAAAUUACUCAUUUUUCGAGUUUUGAGCGGAACCUUGAGCUUUUUUGCAUUGUCUACUGAAAAAAAUUUGGUUCUAGAAGCUACUUUUAAUCGCAUGUAACUCUUUUAGGGCUGGAACUUUCCAAAGUCGUUUCUGGUCGGGUGCAGAAAAUAUGUAGAAAAAUUGACAAGAAAAUUGAGAGUUUUGAACGAAAACUAGUCAUUUUUCGAAUAAGUAUCGAUUUUGAGAGGGAUUUCAAGCUUUUUUGAACUUGCUACUAGAGAAAAUUGAGUACUGAGAAGCUAUUUUUGGUCGUAUUCAUUUCUUUUACGGCUGGAAUUUUUCGAAGUCGUUUCUGGUCGGGUGCACGUGUAGCCCUUCUCCAUUUAUGCUUCUGGAAAACUUUUUUAAAAAUAAGUCUGAAUUUUAAAUUUCUAUGGACUUCUCAGCAUUAAAAUCUAUUCGAAAAUAAUUUUUUUACGCGAUUUUUUUUUCCAGAAUGAACUAUUAAAAAAAUGUGCAAAUUUUUACCUUUUUCUUUUUUUUUAACUCGAUUUUUGACUCCAGAAUGAGGUCGUUUUCUGACUUGGAAAAUGGAACUUUUAAAAAAUGACACGUAAAGUUGAAAAACGCAAAAAACAAAUUAAUUUUUUAACCGAAACUUGUCAUUUUUCAAGGCUGUAUUGGUUUUGAGCUUUCUGUCAUAUCCUAUUGAAAAAAAAAAUGAGGUUUUAGAAAACUAUAAAUCAAAUUUUUUUAGCUGAAAGUUGAAGUUUCAUUUACUUUUUUUGAGAAAUUUCAUCAUUUUUUUAUGCAGUUUUUUUCGGGUUUGAAUUCGAAAAAUUAAGCAAUUAAAAACCAUAAAACUUGGAAAGUGCCGAUUUUUCGAAAAAAAAUUCAGUUUGAAACUAAAAUUAUUUAUGUUUUUCAUAGCUUCGAAAUGAAAUGUCCAAAAAUUUAGGCAUGAAGACCUACUUCAUCAAAGGUCGAAUCCACGAACCCACCGAGGAAGGCGGCGAGGCACCCGAGCCUGAACUCAACUCCUCCCAAACCAAAAUCGGCAAAAAAUACGGCUUGAAACAAGUAAAAUGACAUUAACUUGCGUCUAAAACCCGAAAAAUUAUAGAAACUAGCCGGAAAAUUGAAAAUGAACCACACGAACUCCUACCCAAUAAGAGCGGCCGUCGGUCGGGAAGGCGGCGGGAGUCUGAGGAUAAAACUCGCCGAGAGGAACCGAAGCACCCAACUUUUGCCCAAAGAAGUUGAUUCGAAAUAAAUUCCAAAGUUCAAGGAUUUAUUUUAGUCAAACUCGAUCUGCAUCAUGGAGGACAACCGGAAAUCGGCGUCCCUUCAAGCCUUGGCCACCAAUAAUUUCCAUGGUAAGAAUGGAAAAGUUUAAGAAAAAUGAAGCCUUGGUGAGCAUUAUAAACAUUGAAAUUUCAAAUAAACAUACUUAGGUAGACCAGAGUGGUCCCUAAAGGGGUUGGGGAGAAAAACAGCCCCUGUAGGAACAAAAUAAAGCUCCCUAGAGGAGUAACAUUUCGGAAUUCCUUAUAGGAGUUUGGCGUUUGACUCAUCAGCUUUUAAAGCAGAAGUGUCUUUUAUAGGGAUCUUUAAAUAUUCUCAAGUUUUUUUAACAAUUGAAAAGACGUAUUUGAAGACGUACUUGAUCGAUUGAUUAAUUUUCUUCUCAUGAAGUUCAUAACAAUAAUCGAGACUUUCCCCUUUAGGAGUCACUAACGGAAAACCCUUACAGGGACUUUCAAGGUUGAGUGGCUCCUAUAUGGAAAGCUUCAUUGGCUCCUGUAGGGGCCACUCUGGAGCUCCUAACUAUACGUCAUUUUUAUUUUCAAAUCAGAACGAAAAUUAAAGGAUCUUUAUAGGGAUCACUGAAGCUUUAGGGGUUCGUGAGUCAGACCCUUAACUUCUAUAGAGUCCACUCAAGUUUAAGCCUUCUAGGGAGCACUUUUCUGUCAGCGGUAGGGUAUUUUUUCCUCCUAAACCCUAUAGUGACCACUUUGGUGUUCAUAAGUAUUUGAAUGAUUUUUUGAGAUAUUUGAUGAAUGAAAUAGACAUUAUUGGCUCAAAAUUAUUUUUUCCUUAUCCCUCUGGCGCUCCUGAGUAUUUUAAUGAUUUUUUGAGAGAUUUGGAAAAGGAAAUGGACACUUUAGGCUCAAAAAUUUUUUCUUCUUACCCCUAUAGUGAACACUAAGGCGUUCUGAAGUUUUUUAGUGAUUUUUCGAGGUUUUUAUUGAAGUAAGAGACAGUUGUAAGCUCAAAAUGUACUCAAGAAUAUUCUUUUUUUUUUAUAUAAAGAUCACUCUGGCGCUCCUGAGUAAUUGGAGGAUUUUUUGAGGAAUUUGUAGAAGGAAAUGGACACUUCAGGCUCAAAUUUUUCUCUUCUUAACCCUGUAGUGAACACUUUGCCGUUCCCUGAAUGUUUUUUCGAGAAAUUUAAAAAAGGAGAAUGAAAUCUCAGGCUCAACUCCUGACACGAACAACACCUACAGCGACAAAGUCGAACACAAAAACGGAAGUGGAAGUAACAGCGUGAAAGGAAGUCGCAGUAGUGGACUUCAGGUUGAUUUUCCAUUGAAAAGACCUUGAACUUCUUCAUUUUUCUCAGCUUUCCCUCCAAGACGCGAAUUCGGAUCUGAACUCGGUCGGCGGCCUCGACACGGCAAUAUCUCAUCAUCAUAACGCCGCUUCCUUGACUCGGUUUUUUUUUCAAAACUUCAAAAAUGAAAUUUCCAAUAAUUCAAGAAGAACUUUAUCACUGAUGGGAAUGAAAUUUUGAGCUCACCAAUGUAAAAAUUUGAAAAAAGCGACUUUUUAUCUCUAAAAAAAUCUAUUUUUCGUGGUUUUUUGAUCACCAGAUAAAAAAAAUGUUGUGUCUAAAAAAAGUUGAAUUUUGUUCAUUUUUUUGAUGUGAUUAUUCAGAAAUCCUGGAAGUUGAAGUUGAGAUUUACGCUGGAAAAAAAUUGGAUUUUUGUGACAUUUUUUUCAAUUUUUCCCCUGAUUCUUCAGAAAUUUGAAAAUCUAGGUAUUGUGUUAAAAAAACUUGAAUUUUUGUGUGUUUCCUGAUCAUUUUUUUCUCCUGAUUUUUUUCAGAAAUUUCAAAAAAUUUAGGUUAAGAUAUUGUAUUGAGAAAUUUAGAUUUCGUGUAUUUCAGUCCGAAUUUUUUUGUUAUCUUUCCAAAAUUUUUAAAAUUAAGUCAUGAAGGUGAUAUGAUUUCUUGUGAAAAAAAAUCGAUUUUUUUGUGUAUUUUUUUGUCAGUUUUUCCCCCUGAUUCUUCAGAAAUUUUAAAAAAAUUUAAGUUAAGAUGUUCGUUGAAAAUAUGGGUUUUGGUGUACUUUAGUUCAAAUUUUUCUUAUUAUUUUUUUCCAAAAUUUCAAAAUGAAGUCAAAAAGGUGAUAAGAUUUUUGCGUUGAAAAAAAUCAAUUUUUCGUGUUUUUUUCAAUUUUUUUCUAAGAAUUCAAAAAUCUUCAAAAAAAUCCUUCAAAAAAAUCCUAGAAAGUUUAAGUUAAGAUUUUUAGUUUUAAAAUCGAUUUUUGUGUAUUUUUGAUCAAUUUCGCGUGGAAUUCAAGUGAUUUUGUUUCUAGAUUCGACACGGACAAUCGGGAUUUCGACCAAAGACUCGCCUUGGUGAUCGGACAGGGCGAAGGAGGCUUCGACAAGGGAUUUUGGGCCCAUCACGACAGUUUGAAUCCCUGGACUCUGCGCUUCAAUGAGAAGGUUUCGGAAAAGCAUACUUUUAGGCUGGAAAACUAGAAAAAAGUGGAAGUUGAAGGAAAAAAAGAAUCCUUGCUUUUCGAAUAAUUAUGGAAAUUUAAAGAAACUCCGACUGUCAGAAAUCUGAAAAUGAGCUUUUAGGGCCAAAAAGGUACUAGGAGAAUCGGUAAAAAGCUGAAAAAAGGAACGAAACUUUUGGAGCAGGAAUAAUUAUUGAAUUUCUCUGGUUUUUUUAGGUUUAUAACACUUUAACGUUUCUCUGAGCGCUCAUUUAUAAUUUAUGGGAAAAAUCGUUGUAAUAUUAUUCUGAACUUGGACAAAGUCUUCAAAGCUUCUAAAAAGUUUGAAGACUGAAUAAUUUUUAACUUGUUGAAAAAGCAAAUUUCAAUUUCUGAUAUUUUUGAAGACUAAAGAAAUUUCAUUAAGUUCAAAAAAAUUGAAAUUUUUAGAUUCAAAACAUGUCUAGAAACUGUUUUUUUCCCUCAUUUGGAGGCAUUUAAACGCAAAAAAAUCGACUUCGCGAUCAGAUUAAAGGUGUAACAAGUUGAAAAAUCAAACCUUCAAGCUAAGAAACAACUAAGAAUAUUGGAAAAAACAGAAAAAAAAGAAAAAAAAAUUUUCUUUGAAGCACGAUUUACAAAAAAAUGAUUAUAGAUUUUCUCAAGAAUUUUUCAAAUCCAAGGUAGAAAAAAAGGACCUGAAGUUUUAUGUAGGAUUAUCAUAUCGGUAACUUCAAAAAAAAAAAUUAAAAAGCUGCUUUUUCAGGCAUAUCUCACUUUUUAUGUUUCUCUAAGCUUUCAUUUAUUUAUUUAUUAGGAAUUCGUUGUUGGGAGCUCCUUUCGUAAUUUAAUAUUAAGAACUCCAAAAAAGCCUUCAAAACUUAUGAAAUUUUAGGGAGUGAAUAAUUUUCAUUAGGCUCAAAAACUUAGGCUUUUCGAUCCGAAAACUGUUGCCAGGGCUGGAAUUUGUCUCAUUUUCCUUUUGUUUUGAAUCAUUUUUUUAAUGAAAAAAAUAGACACUUGGGUUCAAUAAAAAUCUAUAGAUUGAAUUUUUUUAGAUUGAAAAAAAUACUAGGAAAAAGGUAAAAUACGUUAGAGAAAAAAAGUAAAAAGUUCUUGUUUUUCGAAUAAUAAUUGAACUAUGUGAGAAUUCUCCAAGAUGAAACACAAAAAGGAAGUUUUAUGUAAUACCAACCAAAUGAGGAUUUGAAAAAAAAAAUGGAAGUUCGUUUUGAGGCUUGCUACACUUUAAUGUUUCUCUAAGUCUUGAAAUAUAAUUUACUGGAAAAUAAAAUUGCUCCUCGAUAGUUUUUAAGCUGAAUAUUUUCAUUACGUUGAUAAAGAAAAUGCGAUUUUCAAUCCAAAACCAAUUUUCCAGGACUAGAAUUUGUUUAAUUUUCCACUUCUUUCAAUGAAAAAAUGAAAUUUUUUUGGUCUCGAAAUCUUCCAUUUCUCAGGACGUCGAACAAGAAUAUCGGGCUCAUUUCGGCGACUCCGCUGAACGAUUUGCGGUCCAGAAAACGCCGGUCGGACGUCAUCAGGUGCAUUUUCAUAUUUUAAACUAUAUAAAAAUAAUUAUUUUUUUGCAGGAAAUGGCUGUGGAAGAGAAGGAUGUCAAGAACAAAUAUCGGUAUUCCGGCGUUUUUUUAUAGGUACUUUUUUUGGACUUCUUCCGAUAAAUUUCAUAACUCGAAACUUUGACAAAUUUUUAUUGGAUUUUUUUCUGAAUCUUAGAAUUUUUUUCUAGUGUAGGUUAUAUUUAUAAAAUAUGGUUUUUCAAUUUCCUGAAAAAAAUUUAAUUUGUCAAUUUUUUUGCUCUUGGAAAAAGUUUCGAACAGAAUAUUUUUGAUAAAUUUUUGGGGACUCAUUAUUUUUAGUGUUUAUUUAUCGCUCUUUUUUUGGUAAAUUUUUAGAACUCUAGAUUUUUUUAAAAAAAUUUGACAAUAGUAUUGAAUUUUUUUGGUGCAGAUAAUGUACGGAAAAACUCGAAAAAAAGUGUUUUUUUAUUUUUCAAAAGGUUUUGUACCCGAAAUUUGGAAAAAGAAGGGCUAAUUUUUGAAUCCUCAUUUUUUUCCUGGCUGGUUACUGUUUGAGAAGUUUUGGAUAAAAUUUCUUCGAGUUUCAAUAAAUUUUUUUGGCCUUUUUGCUUUUUGGAGAAAAUAUGUUUUUUUGCUUUUUUAAAAGAUUUUUGAAAAAUUAAAUUCCAUUUUUCUCAUGGUAUUUUUUCCAGUAGGGACAAAAUAUUAAUUGAGAAUAUUUCGUGAGGUUUUAACGAUUUUUUUAAAAAAAAAUUUUUUUGAACGAUUUCCUAAUUUUUUUGAGCUAGGAAAAUUAUAAUUCGAAAUGUUCUGUUGAGACCGUUCAAAAAAAUAAAAAAAUAAAUCAUUUUUUUAGACAUAAUGGUAGCGGCUUUCAUCUUCGUUUUUGGCGUCGAUCGUCGCUUUUUCUGGCCGUCCGACCUCUCCCAACUUCCCUGAUUAUUUUCUUCCCCCUGGCCACUGUUCUCCUCGUUCUGACUAUCAUUUUAAUUGGUAUUUCUUAUCGGUUUUUGUUAAUCUUUCCAUUUUUUAGGUUUGCCUCUUUUGAGCCGGAAAACGCUGAUGCCGUGCGUGAACCAGUGGCAGCCGAGGCAUCUUAUCGGUUUGUUUUGAUUCUCCUGUAAAGAAGGGAGAAAAUAGCCUCUAAAGUAAGAAUAAUGCGCUCCAAUGAUAACUACAAGUAAAAUGAAAUUCAUAGGUAAUUUUUCAACAAAAAAAGGUCAUAGUACAAGAUGACAGGGAUAACGAAACUCUGAUACUAAAUUAAAAGAAAAAUAGCCGCCAAAUAGGUAAACGCGCUCCAGCGAAAAUUAUGAAAAAAAAAUUUCUUUGAGGAUGUUUCUCUAUUUUUUACAAUUUCGGCAAACUUUGUCCGGCUCCCCAAUUCCAAAGAAGACUCAAGACACUUGUGAAUAAAUUAGGAGAUUCUGAACUUGCAGGAGCUUUCCUGAUAAUGUUGCCCGUCGGAAUCGCCCUCUGCACGAUGCCGCAGUGCACCCGGGGAGAAUGUGCGGACACUUUACUUUCCAGUCGACUCGUUUUCAGGUAUAAAAAUACCUUGAAAUGGGCCAAUUUUCAACGCUAGUUUCUGAGGAAAAGCGUGCAGAAUAGGAGCCUCACGAGGUGUGAGAACUGAAUGGGAGGCUCUAGAAUAAUAUGGAAGGUUUUAUUCAAAUAUCAUGUAAACUCAUUGAGUUCAUGAAGUUCAUGGAUUGGCAAAUCAAUGAUUUUUUUCCAGCUACGUGAUGAUGCUGGCCUUGUUCGCCCACUGCAACUUUUCUCAACUGGCCGCUUGGCCGAAAACCAUCCAGGCCAUCCUCGUCGGCUUGCUCCAUAUUGCUGGCGUCUACUUUUGUCAGCACAAUCUCGAGUCUUUGACGGCGGCCGUUAGUUUUUCAGUGGAAAAAAGUCCGGAUUGAAUAUUGAAAAAUAUUUUUUUCCUACUCUUGAUUUCGGUUCCUGUUGAUUUAUUUGACUUGAGUGACCCAUUUUUUGCACUUUGCAAGCGGCAGUUUGUUUUUGAUUUUCCAAAAAUCUAUGGGAUUGAUCAGAGAGAGGAAAUGAUGAAUUUAAGUUCCAAAAUUAUUAACCUAUUAGAGGUUUCAAUAUGAGAUGGCUUUUGCAGACGAGUUUUAAGGUGUUUCCCACUUUUUCCUCCAAUGAGAACAUCUAAAGAUCGUGUUUUUUUGACGACAAUUUCAAGAAAAUCAACCCCUUCCCCCAGUCAAAAAGCGAAAGUUUUUUUCACGUCGAAUAUAAGAGUUCACGCAAAAGUCAGGCCCAAAUCCCGAGCCGCCCCCCUUCUUUUUUUCCAGCCAGAAACUUUGAUUGUAGACCAAAUACAUUAGGGGGCACGAAAAUUCGUCAAAAUUACUAAAAAACGACCGGUCAAUACUGCGCCGCCUCUUUCAGAGCCAUGGAAUUUUUGAAAUUAUUUAUUUCAAUUUUUUUCGAACCUAUUUCUCAAGGCGCAAGUUUCGUCACGUCAGGAAUUUAUAUUUGAUACACCAAAAAAUAUAUAUAAUCUCUGUAUUCGUUAACUCAGACAAAGAUGACCUUCUUUCCAGGACGAUAUUUGCAACUCGACCCUCACCACUUCUGCGCCGCUUUUCCCAGGCCGAGAACGACUUCUACCGCUGAAAACCAUGUCCGCGCGGCUUCUCCCUCAAUCUUUCGGCUCCCCUCUCUUCAUCUGGGAACUACUUCUCGACGUGGCUCUUUCCAUCGUCCUGGUCGCCUUUUUGAACUAUCAGGUUAUCAAAUCUGAUCGGAACAUAAAUUGACAGUUUUUUUCAGUUUGAAGCUGCCUUCCGCAUGUCCUUCUUUGGGGAUGUUCAAGCCAGAAGGGAUACUCAGAGGAUGCAGGUGAAUAAAUGAGAAAAAGAAGGAGAAAACGUUGAAAAACGGAGCCAAAUUUAUUGAGUAAUGGUUUGAAAAAAAAAAAAAAUUUGUGGAUAUUUUGACUUGGAACUUGUAAAGAUUUCAGAUUUUUUAAGGCUUUUUCUUAUUAGAAAAUUCUAGACUUAAAUUUGGUUUUCCAAGCCCAAAGUUCUGAAGAAAUUCGAGUUGGCUCCCUAGAUAGAGUUUGAGUGGUCUCUAUAGGAGUUUAGCGACUCCUGAAGCUUAAAGAAAUUCGAGUUGAUUUCAAAUAUUUGUAAAAAAAAAAGUUUGGCGAUUCCCAUAAAAUACUUUUCCACGCUAUAGUGGUCACUAGAGGGGUCAGAGAAAACAGCCCCUAUAGGGGGACAAAAAUACAGCUCCCUAGACAGAGUUUGAGUGGUUCCUAUAGGAGUUUAGCGAUCCCUGAAGCUUAAGAGGUCCCUAUAGUGAUCUCCCAAUUUUCGUUCAGAUUUGAAGAUUAAAAAGACGUUUUAAAUGAAACUUGAUCGAUAAGUAUGUUGACUUUUUUUUUCUUCAAAAAGCGUCAAUUUAUAUAUUUUUGCGCGCAGAAAUUUCCAUUUUUUAGGGGGCAUUAAAGGCUUCAAAAUGACUUUUAUUUAGUGGCUACUAUGGAGGAGAACACUGAAGGUUUCAAACCAGAACGAAGUUUGAAAAAAACACUAAAGGGGACCCUUGAGGUUUAUGGGUUCGGGCGUCAGACUCUAAAUUCUUAUAAACCCUCUAGGGAGCACUAUUUUAUCCGCUAUAAGUGCCGUUUUUUUCUUCCUAACCCCUCUAGGGACUACUUUGGGUUUUGGAAGAUCAAAAUUCCACCAAACCAUACUUUUAAAGUAUACCUUUAAACGGUCCUAGUCAGUUAAUGUAAAAUUUCUUUUUUUUUUAAAAUUUGGACCUAAGAGGACUUAAGGUUCACACGAUCUAACCAUAAGUUCAUAAUAAUUUUUUAACAUAGUUUUUCCUUCAGAUCGUAAGAGAUCAAGCUGAUUGGCUUCUGAACAACGUCAUUCCGGCCCACGCAGUUGAAAGCUUGAAAACCGACACGAAAUACAGUGAGAAUCACGAAUCGACGGCCGUUCUCUUCGCCAGCAUCACCAACUGGAACGACAUGUACGAGGAGAACUUCGAGGGCGGACGCGAGUUUCUGCGAGUUCUGAACGAAGUUGGGCUUUGUGAAAACUGAAUAAAUGGGUUUUCAUAGUCUGUGUGCCACGACUUGAAAUUUCACGGAACGACAUUCCGCUGUUGCGCUGCGUGCGUUCGCGAAGCGCCUUUCGAAUCUAGGUCACGCUUCCAAUUUAUUGUCAUCGCUGUGGGAGCACAUGAAAGGAGAGUACCUUAAUAAAAGAAAAAAAAAAAUUAAAGGGCGACCUAGGUUCGCAAAGGCGCGCAGCGGCACAGCGGAAUGUCGUUCGGUGAAAUUCCGAGUCGUGGCACACAGGCUAUAUAUGAAAUUAUCAUAUUGUAGAGUUCAUUAUAAGGUUACUUUUGUGAAAAUUGAACGUGAAACGGAAAGGAGCUUGAUUUAAGACUUGACAUUCAAAAUCUCAACAGACUGUGGGAAAUUGGCGAAAAUUUCCAAAAAUUGACAGUUUCACCUUUUUUCAGUACGUUUUUGUGACACCCCAAAGUUAAUUUUUCUCGAACUAUGUCCCCGAUUUUUACUUGAACUUUCCAAGGUCAUCGGCGACUUUGACGAAUUGCUCGACCGACCCGAGUUUUGUCACAUUGAGAAGAUCAAGACGAUCGGAGCCGCCUACAUGGCGGCCAGUGGACUCAAUCCCGAACGGAAGAAGAAUAUGCUCCAUCCGAAGGAACAUCUUUAUCAGGUCUUGGAGGGAUUCCCGGGUUUUUGACUCUUUUUGAAGUUCAGAUGGUCGAGUUCGCCUUGGCGAUCCAGCACGUCUUGAGCGUCUUCAACGAGGAUUUGCUCAACUUCGACUUUGUCUGCAAACUUGGACUCAAUAUUGGUAAGCUCGCAAAAGUGGCCACUCUAGGGAGGCGUGCUAGUGUUCUCUAUACGUCUAACAUAAAAUUAAAUCAUGAAAGGCCCCUCUAGGGACCACUUAGAGGUCAGAUCCUAAGCACCUAUAGGUACUACUUGAGUUUUAGCCCUUUAGGGAACACUAUUUGGUCUUUCAUAGGGACUUUUUUAUCUUGACCCCUCUAGGGACCACUAAGGUGUUCAGGCAUAAAUGAAAAGACCAUUUUUUGAGGCCGCAAGUCAUGGACUUCAGAACUUAAGCUUCCAUAGGGAGGGACCACUUGGAUUUUAGCCCUCUAGGGAAUUUUAUUAGGUCUAUUCUACGUGGGCAAGGUCUGAAAGGGUGGAAGAUAGAAAUGUUCCUUUUUUGCUGCCUUUUUGGUGCCUUUUUGCGGCCCUUAUGCACUAUUUUUGCUGUCUCUCCCUUUUUCCACCUUUUCUUGAGCCUUUAAACUCCCAGAAAAAUGCAAGGCUCGAUAAAGGGACUUGUUUUGCUGCCUUUUUGCGGCCUUUUUGCAGCCUUUUGACGCCUUUUUGCUGCCUUUUUGCGGCCAUUUUCUACCAUUCCGACUUUGCCCAAAUAGUGACAUUUUCUCCCCUAAGCCCUCUAGGGACCACUCUGGCCUCCACAAAACUCUUUCAAAUCGUUGUAGGACCCGUAACGGCCGGUGUCAUCGGCACAACCAAACUCUACUACGACAUUUGGGGCGAUACGGUCAAUAUCGCCAGUCGGAUGUACAGUACCGGAGUUCUCAACAGGAUUCAAGUGGAAAAAAUCAAAAACUCCUGAAAAAACAAUGCUUUUGAGGUUUCUCAACACACCCGCGACAUCUUAUUGGAUCGUUACGAUUUCGAAUAUCGAGAUCAUAUCGAGGUCAAAGGAAUCGACGGCGGCAUGGAUACUUAUCUUAUCGUGAGAUUUUCAAUUUUUAAAAAUUUCUAGUAAAUCAAUAAAAGUUGAGUCCUUGUUGGAAGAUUUAAAGGCGCAGGAAUUUUCUUAAAUGACGCUUAAAAUGCCUUUUCGCUUCGAGACCUUUAUAAAUAUUCGCUAUGCUUCUUUAAUUUUAAAGCUUGGAUUUUCGAGCAGAAGUAAACCAAAAAUAACAUUGAAAAUGCUUUUUCGCUUCAAGAUCUUUAUAGAACUUAUCUAUGUGCCUUCAGUUAAUCCGUUUUGAUUGUCGAGAAGAAAUGAACCUAAAAAAACACUGAAAUUUCUUUUCGCUUCGAGACCUUCAUGAAAUUAAUCUAUGCUCCUUUAAUUACUCAAGCUUGAAUUUUUGAGCAGAAAAGAAUCAAAAAUAGCACUGAAAAUUAGUUUUUGAUAAGCUUGUAAGAUAGUUUUUGUCAUUUUAAUCAUGUAUCGAUUUUGAAAAAAAUCAUUUUUUCUGAAUAUUUCAUCGAUGAGAUAUUCACGAAGUACUAGAGAACGAGCUUUUCAAAAUUUAAAAAAAAAAAACGUGUUUUGAAGCAAUUUUUUAUUGGAGAAAUGAGUGUAAAAUAUGCAAAUUAAAAAUAUAUAUGAAAGCUUUUUUUUGGAAUAUUAGCACAAAGAUAAAUUAAUUCAAUAAAAAACGCCUUUUUUCCAAUACGAACGGCUUCCUAAUUUUUUUUAAAGGCAUAGGGGCAGUAAAAAAUGGUGUUUCAGGUGAAAGCAGUAUCUUAUACAUUUUUUCUUUGCGAAUCGAAUGGUGUACUCAAAAAAAUUACAGAUGUGACAACUUUAGAAGAAAAACGCAAUUUAACUUUCCCGCCUUUGAUUUUGAAAAAAGCUUUGGAUCGGUAUGCAGACAACUGUUUACAGUAGCCGUGCACGCGAUGUUGCGGACGUCUCAUUAGACUCGCAUUUUGGGAGAAAUAACCGGAUAUCUGCUUCAAAUUAAGGGUUUCUUCUCUGAAAAAUCGAUUGAGAAAACAGAAAACACACAUUGAUAAUAAAGAAAACACAAAUAAUCGCUAUCCCAAUCGAAACCUUUGUAAAAUCAUCAUUUUUCACCAGAAAAGCAUUUUUGCGAUCAAAGUUCGCAAAUUAUACAUGAAUAGAAAGCUUUUGUGACGAAAAGAACUUUGGUGACGACAGAAAAAAUUGAAAUUUGAAAGAAAAGAAGAAAAAAACGAAAAUCCGGAAGAUGGCGAAGCCUGUUGUCCAUAGAGCAACUUUACUGCAAAGCGCCCUUUUCGCGGGAACUCAAGCUUUCCUUUCUCCGAUUUUGAAUUAUUUUUUCUCCAAAACUAGGAACUUCUAUACGUUUCCAAGUUCACCGUUCGAUUCGCAAUGGAAAGCUCUACAAAGUACUGCUUUGAACUGAAACACCGUUUUUUGCUGCCCCUAUGCCUUUAACUCAUGUUUUCAGGAAUUUUUAACUUCUGCUGAAUCAUGGAAUAAUUGAAGAGUUGUUCGUCGGUUUGCGAAACUGUCGUUGAUCAAACGUAGACGGCGCGUAGAGCAUCUCGCUUUUCUUGUGAAAGUAGUAGACGACUUUCAAGCGUUUCCGACGAUCACUGCUUCUCCAUGUAGGAACGGUACGGCGCCCAGCUUGUCCAGGGCUGACGGGCGUCAGAUUAAAUCUCAGACGAGAGCGGAAAUGAAAACCGACCACUCGGGUGGUAGAAAUGAGAUAAUAAUAAUAAUAAUAAUAAUAAUAAUAAUAAUAAUUUUUCUCUCGAUUAUUUUUAAAUUAAUAUGCGAAAUAGAGUCAAAAAAAUCGUCAUUUUCCUUUUACGUAAAAGCUUAAUACGUUUUUCAAUACAUAGAUUUUUUUAAAAUAAUAACUAUUGUUUUUGUAAAUUUUUAAUAAUUCAGGUUGGACGAAAGGCUGACGCGAUUCCGGCUUCAGUGAAACCAGUUUCAGAAGAAGUUUCAGAACUCUAG
Caenorhabditis auriculariae is the source of this 14832-nucleotide messenger RNA. Lineage: Eukaryota; Metazoa; Nematoda; Chromadorea; Rhabditida; Rhabditidae. The record is from the annotation of a GenBank genome assembly.